Messenger RNA from Brassica rapa (field mustard), 1571 nucleotides. RefSeq names its product E3 ubiquitin-protein ligase SINAT2. Gene Ontology annotation, molecular function: protein binding; ubiquitin protein ligase activity; zinc ion binding. The record is from RefSeq and is a predicted model, not a curated record. Gene Ontology annotation, cellular component: cytoplasm. Gene Ontology annotation, biological process: multicellular organism development; ubiquitin-dependent protein catabolic process. NCBI's taxonomy places the organism in Eukaryota, Viridiplantae, Streptophyta, Magnoliopsida, Brassicales, Brassicaceae.
GUGUUUUUAAAAAAAGUGGAAUAAAGACAAAAACAGAGACACACCAUAUUAAUGCCUUUCACCGAAUAUUAAACAAGACAGGACACAACCAUCGUCCUCCUCCUCCGUCUCUUUUUUCGUUUUCUGAGUAAUCCGUCGACUUCUCGUCUUUGAUUUGAAUCUGAAUCAAACAAAACACGCCAUCUCCAAGUCUGUAUAACAGAUAGAUCGAAAAGGCGUAAAUCAUCUAGCUACAACUGAGGAAGAAGGGCUUAGGACUCACCAUGGCUCCGGGAGGCAGUGCUUUGAAAGAAGUCCUUGAAUCUAACUCAACAGGAAUGGAUUAUGAGGUUAAAACAACGAAAGUGGAAGUUAGUAAUAGUAAUAACAGCAAAUCUACAAAGUCUGGUGGUGCAGGAACUGGAAAAUAUGGGAUGCAUUCCAACAAUGGUGUCUACGAGCUUCUUGAAUGUCCAGUUUGUACAAACUUAAUGUACCCUCCAAUUCAUCAGUGUCCAAAUGGUCACACGUUAUGUUCAAACUGCAAAGCGAGAGUGCAGAACACGUGCCCUACAUGUCGCUACGAGCUUGGUAACAUAAGAUGCUUAGCUCUCGAGAAAGUUGCAGAGUCAUUGGAAGUUCCAUGCCGGUACCAGAGUUUGGGGUGUCAUGACAUCUUCCCUUACUACAGCAAGCUUAAGCACGAGCAGCAUUGCAGGUUUAGGCCUUACGCUUGCCCUUAUGCUGGCUCUGAGUGUUUGGUUACAGGUGAUAUCUCCACGCUAGUUGUUCAUCUUAAAGAUGAUCAUAAAGUCGAUAUGCAUGACGGCUGCACUUUCAACCACCGUUAUGUGAAAUCAAAUCCACAUGAAGUCGAAAAUGCUACAUGGAUGCUUACGGUGUUCAACUGUUUUGGGAGGCAGUUCUGUUUACACUUUGAGGCUUUCCAGCUAGGGAUGGCUCCAGUGUACAUGGCAUUUCUUCGUUUCAUGGGAGAUGAAAACGAGGCAAAGAAGUUCAGUUACAGCUUGGAAGUAGGAGCCCAUGGACGUAAACUAACAUGGCAAGGGAUCCCUAGAAGCAUCCGUGACAGUCACAGGAAAGUCCGUGACAGUCAAGACGGUCUCAUCAUCCCAAGAAACCUCGCACUCUACUUCUCUGGAGGUGAUAGGCAAGAACUCAAGUUGAGGGUAACCGGUCGAAUCUGGAAAGAAGAGUAAACCGGAACGCAAAGAAACAACGGAUUGAUUUGAAAAGUUGAUGUACAUAAGAAGCAGCCUCUCUUGGAGAGAUAAUGAUCAUAUGGAAGAUUUGAAAUUUCUUGUAUGGUUGUAGUAUGCUAUAAUGGAUUCUUCUCCAAUGGGGAUGGAGUUGAGAUGACGAUGAUGAUGAUGAUAAUCUUCUAUGAUGAAUCAGUUUGGAGGGAGCCAUUGUUAGCAUUUUGUGGCUGCAAGAAUAAUAUUGUCUCUGUACUUUUGGGUAUUUUUUUUUUUGGUUUCAGACAGGGAAUGUAGAAAAGACAUGAUUUUGACUAUGUUCUUGUUGUAAAACCAUGUCCGAAACCGUUUGGUGCAUUUUUGUUUUGUUUACAA